Malaya genurostris is the source of this 1003-nucleotide messenger RNA. RefSeq lists its product as uncharacterized. The transcript has 4 exons. Bases 148 to 906 code for a protein of 252 amino acids. The record is from RefSeq and is a predicted model, not a curated record. Lineage: Eukaryota; Metazoa; Arthropoda; Insecta; Diptera; Culicidae.
UUCGUGAACUUACUUUCGCAGACGAAGGGAGUGUUUGCCGUAGAGUCGUAGAGCGAAAUAUCGGGUGAUAAUUGUUUAUUAGCGUCGCUACCAGAAUAAAAACCGGUGCCAUUGAAUGCACAGUGAAGUGCCGAGUGAUUGAAGAUUAUGAUUGCGGAUUCCGGAAGGCUCUGGCAGGUGGUGUUUGCGGUGGCUCUGCUGGGAGGCAUUCCAACUGUCGUCAGUGGAUUUCCGCGGGUGGAAAGCAAUGGCUGUGUACGGCAUUCCCCAACCCUCAACAAGUGCAUCGAGCGGUCCGUUCAGUACUACAUCACCUACAUGUCCAACGGGAAGAUCUCCGACCGGUACUAUGUGAUGUCGAUUGAUCCACUGACGUUCCCAAACACCACCCUGGUCCGAAAUCGGAACAUCCAAACGUACUUCCUCGGUAGAGAGAUGAGAGGAUUCAAGAAUUCUUUUGUCACCGAUGUCAAGGCAGAUCUCAACAAGCUGGAAUUUUUGCUGCAGGUUCACAUGCCAGCCUUGGACGUGCACGGGUCGUACAGGGCCGAACUGGUACACGAACGACAGAUCGCUGAAUGGGCCAAAAUGUUUUCCUCGAUCCGCAACUCAACACUUCGGAUACACCUCAAGGGAACAACGUACGAAAGCGAAGACCGGAUAUACGUUCGGGUGAACAUCACCGAUUUUGAUCUGACGAUCGGCGAUCACACCGUGGGCUUCGGUUGGUUCACCAUGAGCGGAAACUACUCCGAACACAGCCAGAACUUCGAUCUCGAACGGGGCCGCAACAUUCUGUCGAUCGUGGAGAACGAGUUCGCGCAAAGUUUCCAGCAAAAGUUUCAAAUGGUGCUGAAUGAAAUUCUACGAUUGGCCCCAUUCGAGCGAUUCUUUCCCAGUCAGUAGAAGUGCCGCCACCCGGAGGCCGUUAUCAGUGACGCAACCGGCAAAGGGGAAUGUAAAUAUAGCUUUAUUUGUAACAAUAAACGAUAUUUAUUUUUGU